AUGACCCAGCAGCCGCCGCCGCCGCCGGAGCAACGUACCAAGAGGUCGGGCUCGCGGGGCUCGGCAUCGGCACUCCAACGCCGGUCAAGCGCGCAGUCUCCGGCAUCUCUGUCGCCACAGUCAGCCGUCGGAUCACUCGGGGGCCAGCAGAGCGCGUCUAGCUCCGUCGGAGGAGGCCAGACGUCUCCUUCGUCGCAGUCGGAUCCGUUUCCCUACUUCUCUAGAUUCCUGACCGAUCUGAACAAGACGGAGAGGGCCAGCGGCUGGAUCUCUGAUCUCGAGCUUAUGCACCAUUAUACAUCUGUGUCAUACCGAACCUUUUCACAAUCUUCCUUGGCCCAGAAGACGCUCCAGUACGACGUACCCAGGGAGGCUCUCUCCUAUCCCUUCCUCCUUCACCAGAUCCUCGCCUUCUCGGCCUACCAUCUGGCCUACCUCCAGCCCGACUGCCGCCAUGCCUACCUGAUGCAAGCUGCUCAGCAUCAGAAUGACGCAAUCAACGGCAUGAGAGGCGCUCUCCUGGGCACAAUCUCGUCCACAAACUGCCACGCCCUCUUCGCUUCGUCCAUCUUCCUCACCCUGAGCGCCUUCGCCACCUACCCGAGCUACGAGAAAUACAACUCUUCCUUCUCCCCGAUUGAUAGUAUGCUCGACAUCUUUACCCUCACCGACGGCAUGAGCAUGAUCCUUCGUGCGUCCGACGAGGAUCUGCGCAAAGGCCCAUUGCGCGAAAUCUUCAUCCGCGGGUCCGGCGAUACCACGCCGUCCACCGUGGAGGCGACGCUGCAGCCGCUCUUUGAACGGCUCCCACGCCUGAGCUCCCAGCUCGCCGAGAUCGGUGUCGUCGAGCACGAGGGGAAAUAUGCCAUCACCAACGCGGUGAUCGCCUUGAGCGAGUGCAUCGCCAAGGUCUCUACGUUCAACGCCUUGUCGGCGCCCGUGGAGUUCCGUGCGGUGUUCUUGUGGCCCAUCCUCAUGACUAGUGACUACCUGGACAUGCUGCGCCGGCGCCACCCGGCGGCCUUGGUGGUGCUGGCGCACUUCUGCGUCAUUGUCCACAUGGCAGAGCCGUUUUGCUGGUUCCUAAACGGAUGGGCCCGGUCUUUGAUUUCGCUCAUCUCGCAGCACUUGAUCGGAACUCCAUGGGCAGGUCUGCUGGCUUGGCCCAUGGAGAUUAUAGGAGUUGGCGGCGACGACGUACAACUAGACCCCAUGGCGCGCGCCAGGCCCGUCGUUCUCUAG
Colletotrichum orchidophilum is the source of this 1242-nucleotide messenger RNA. RefSeq names its product fungal Zn binuclear cluster domain-containing protein. The transcript is spliced from 2 exons. Gene Ontology annotation, biological process: regulation of transcription by RNA polymerase II. NCBI's taxonomy places the organism in Eukaryota, Fungi, Ascomycota, Sordariomycetes, Glomerellales, Glomerellaceae. Gene Ontology annotation, molecular function: DNA-binding transcription activator activity, RNA polymerase II-specific. The record is from RefSeq and is a predicted model, not a curated record. Bases 1 to 1242 code for a protein of 413 amino acids.